CUCUAUUUGGCUGCUGGGUUGUCUGCAAUCUUCGCCGUUCCGUGCGUCACUGUCAAUAAGAACGACCGUUGGCGCCAUGAAUUUUUAUCUUUCUGGCGGUGUCCACCCGUGGUUCGCUGUCCGCGUCGUUGCACACGAACUCGCGCAUGUGCUUGGGUUUGGCUACCAACAAAUGGAGGUGAAGAGUGUGGUGCGCACUCUCACCACUGGGGGCUAUGCGGCAAAGUCGGGGACGGUGAUCUCCACGCUCACAAAUAAGAAGGCGCAGGAGCACUUCAACUGCAGCAGCCUUGAGGGCAUGCCCCUGAGGGACGAAUACGACGGUGUAUCACGGCUGCACUCACACUGGGAUCGGCGGCGCGCGAAGAACGAACUGAUGGGCCCCACGGUUGCCACUGGUGCCGACUUCUACACCGCGCUGACUAUGGCUGCGUUUGAGGAUAUGGGCUUUUACAAGGCGAACUUCAGCAUGGCGGAGCCGAUGCGCUGCGGCAAAAACGCCGGAUGCGAGUUCGUCAAUGAAAAGCAGUGCGGGCCGGACGACCACACCAAGUUUCCCGCAAUGUUCUGUCAGAAGAACUACAGUGGCACCAUGUCGUACUGCACAAGCGACCGCGUUGCCUUGGGCCAAUGCAGUUCUUCGUGGAACGACGAGUACCUUUUCAUCCGCUCGUCACCUUUUGGUUCAUGCCGCAAUGAGGAAAACACGGCCCUGCACGGGAGCCGCCUGGACGCAGGCUCGUGGUGUCUCGAUGGGGAGUUGCUCAAGGUGGACGUGGAGACGUAG
Trypanosoma rangeli is the source of this 787-nucleotide messenger RNA. Its product is annotated as surface protease GP63. Gene Ontology annotation, biological process: proteolysis; cell adhesion. The record is from RefSeq and is a predicted model, not a curated record. Gene Ontology annotation, cellular component: cytoplasm; membrane. The transcript has a single exon. The annotation marks the transcript as partial. Gene Ontology annotation, molecular function: metalloendopeptidase activity. Lineage: Eukaryota; Euglenozoa; Kinetoplastea; Trypanosomatida; Trypanosomatidae.